This is a messenger RNA of Anopheles gambiae (African malaria mosquito), 1929 nucleotides long. RefSeq names its product phosphoglycerate kinase. Gene Ontology annotation, biological process: glycolytic process; gluconeogenesis. Gene Ontology annotation, cellular component: cytosol. The record is from RefSeq and is a predicted model, not a curated record. Gene Ontology annotation, molecular function: phosphoglycerate kinase activity; ATP binding; ADP binding. The transcript is spliced from 2 exons. Lineage: Eukaryota; Metazoa; Arthropoda; Insecta; Diptera; Culicidae. Bases 195 to 1649 code for a protein of 484 amino acids.
UGUGAUGCCCUUGAUGUGACAUUCACACAUUUCAAGAUCGGUGAAAAUUUUACCAAACAGACGUUAUAGCAACAAUAGCCGAGUCGGUGCGCGAGAGUUGAUUUUCCUUGGAUCCACUUGGAAAAUUCGGACUGUACAUCUGUUCCCAUUCCACCAUCAGCAAGCUAUCCCGUGCAUUACUGUCGACUGUGAAAAUGGCUCUCAACAAGCUUAGCAUCGAAAACGUCGAUCUGAAGGGCAAGCGGGUGUUUAUGCGUGUCGAUUUCAACGUCCCCAUCAAGGAGGGCAAAAUUACCAGCAAUCAGCGCAUUGUGGCCGCGCUCGACAGCAUCAAGUUUGCGCUCGAGAAGGGUGCCAAGUCGGUGGUGCUGGCGUCCCAUCUGGGCCGCCCGGAUGGUAACAAAAACGUCAAGUACACGCUUGCCCCGGUAGCGGACGAGCUGAAGAAGCUGCUCGGGCGUGAUGUAACCUUCCUGAACGAUUGCGUCGGGGCGGAGGUGGAGGCGGCCUGCAAGGAUCCGGCUCCGGGUUCGGUCAUCCUGCUGGAAAACGUCCGCUUCUACGUGGAGGAGGAAGGCAAGGGUGUCGAUGCGAGCGGCAAUAAGGUAAGGGAGCAGCUGGGUGCAGCUUAUCACCAUAGCAACGGGGGUGCGGAGACAAUAGACAGAGGGCUAAAAAUAGUGCCUGCUUUGUUUACUGCCGCUGGCGGGCACACUGAGAUUAUCACCCGAACAAUCCCCCAUGCAUUGCAUAAUGAACUCACUUUCGCUUUUCCCCUUUGUUUCUUUUCUCGAUGGCUCGGGAAUGCACAGGUUAAGGCCGACAAAGAUAAGGUGAAAACAUUCCGCGAAAGCUUGGCCAAGCUGGGCGACGUGUACGUGAACGAUGCGUUCGGUACGGCCCACCGUGCCCACAGCUCGAUGAUGGGCGAGGGCUACAGCCAGCGGGCGGCCGGUCUGCUGCUGAACAAGGAGCUGCGCUACUUCUCGCAGGCGCUCGACAACCCGCCCCGCCCGUUCCUGGCCAUCCUGGGCGGCGCGAAGGUGGCGGACAAGAUCCAGCUGAUCGAGAACCUGCUGGACAAGGUGAACGAAAUGAUCAUCGGCGGCGGCAUGGCGUUCACCUUCCUGAAGGUGCUGAACAACAUGGAGAUCGGCGGCUCGCUGUUCGAUGCCGAGGGGGCCAAGAUCGUGCAGAACCUGGUGGACAAGGCGAAGAAGAACAAUGUGCAGCUGCACCUCCCGGUUGACUUUGUGACGGGCGACAAGUUCGCGGAGGAUGCGGCGACCGGCGAGGCCACGGUGGCCAGCGGCAUCCCGGCCGGCCACAUGGGCCUGGACAUUGGGCCGAAGUCGCGCGAAGCGUUCGCGGCCCCGAUCGCCCGCUCCAAGAUCAUCGUCUGGAACGGACCGCCCGGUGUGUUCGAGUUCCCCAACUUUGCCAACGGCACCAAGUCGCUGAUGGAUGGGGUGGUGGCGGCGACCAAGGCCGGCACGGUCUCGAUCAUUGGCGGCGGCGAUACGGCGUCGUGCUGCGCCAAGUGGGGCACCGAGUCGCAGGUGUCGCACGUGUCGACCGGUGGCGGUGCGUCGCUGGAGCUGCUCGAGGGCAAGGUGCUGCCGGGCGUGGAUGCGCUCAGCAGUGCGUAAAUGUGACGCGAGGCGCAACCACUCUCAUUAUUACUCACUAAGAAGCAUUACUACAGUCACUACUACUCUCGUUAUCGUAUUGUUCGCGUGCUAUUGUGUAGGCAAGUGUGCUCGUCCCCCCCAAAGUCAUGUCAUUAAGCAGUCCAUCGUGUACCGGAAGAACGAUCAGUAGCUCCUUCGAAAAAGGGUCCGGAAAUGUAAGUUUUGGAUCUCGAGGACGGUCGUUUUUCUCGUUGCAUAGAGGAAUAAAAAGUUUAGCGUGAAAAUAAACACCCAAAAA